This is a messenger RNA of Phycomyces blakesleeanus NRRL 1555(-), 854 nucleotides long. RefSeq lists its product as hypothetical. Bases 24 to 692 code for a protein of 222 amino acids. The record is from RefSeq and is a predicted model, not a curated record. Gene Ontology annotation, biological process: very long-chain fatty acid biosynthetic process; fatty acid elongation; sphingolipid biosynthetic process. Lineage: Eukaryota; Fungi; Mucoromycota; Mucoromycetes; Mucorales; Phycomycetaceae. Gene Ontology annotation, cellular component: endoplasmic reticulum membrane. The transcript has 4 exons. Gene Ontology annotation, molecular function: 3-hydroxyacyl-CoA dehydratase activity.
CUUUCUCUCUCUUUUAAGAAGUCAUGGCUGAAUCCACUUUGCCUGCUCCAGUUGGCCCACAGAACAUGGUUCAGUGGUACCUUUUGUCCUACAACCAAAUGUCAUUCCUUGGUUGGUUCUGGAUUUUCUUCUUGACUGUCCAACAGCUCUGGAACACAGGAGGCGAUUACACCACCGUCUUUGAUGUUGUCUGGCCUGCGAUGCAGUUGGUCCAGACUGCCGCAAUCUUUGAAGUCAUCCAUGCUGCUUUAGGCUGGGUAAGAGCUCCUAUCAUGACCACCUUGAUGCAGGUUGUUUCACGUCUGUUCUUGGUAUGGGGUGUCAACUACAUGUUCCCCGAGAUCCACACCCACUGGUCGUUCACCACAAUGACCAUUGCCUGGUGUAUUGCCGAGUGUGUCCGUUACUCAUUCUAUACUUUCCACCUUGCCUCAACUGUCCCCAAAGCCAUCUCAUGGGCCCGUUACACUUUCUUCCUUGUCCUUUAUCCUGCCGGUGUUUCUUCUGAGCUUAUGAUGGUCUACCAGGCUCUUCCCUAUGCUAAGCAAUUCCAUCCUGCUUACUAUUAUGCUUUGAUUGCUGCUGGACUUGUAUAUGCUCCUGGUUUCCCCAUCUUGUUCUCGCACAUGUUGGUUCAACGCAAGAAGUACUUCCGUGGUGAUUCCAAGAAGACAGAGAAGAAGUCACAGUAAAUACAAAAUAGCAUAAAUAUAUAUAUAUAUAUAUAUAUAUUAUACACACCCAAUUGUAAGUGCAUUGAAUGCAAAGAGAAAGAGAGAAAAGGAUUUGCAUAUACACACAGACAUGUAUGUAUGUAUAUGUAUAGGUUCAUACAGACACAUCUUUAUUUUUGC